CUACCACUACGUCGUCGCUUUCGGCCUCCCGUCCUCACUCACUCGGCCUGCUCCCUCCACCGGCGAAACACGCCGCGGACCAGCUGCAGCAAAAUCAGGAGUUGUAGCCGACUGUAAUUCAUCGCCGAGAGUAAUGAAGAGCAAAUUGGAGGUCGACAAGGUUAUAGAUCAACUUCUCAACGCUAAGAAGAAGUAUGAGAAAAAUCCGUCGUCGACUAAAGAGCUGUCGGCGCGUCUGAGCGAGAGCACCAUCCGGCAGCUGAUCGCCGCGUGUCGCGAGGUGACCAUGGAACAGCCGGUGCUUCUGGAGCUCGAGGCCCCCGUCCACAUCGUCGGCGACAUCCACGGGCAGUACAUCGACCUGCUGCGCCAUUUCGACAAGCUCGGCUACCCUCCCAACUCCAACUACCUCUUCCUCGGCGACUACGUCGACAGAGGGAAGUACUCGCUGGAAACGAUCUGCUUGCUUAUGGCCUACAAGAUAAAAUACCCCAAGAAUUUCUUCCUGCUGCGCGGAAACCACGAGUGUGCCAGCAUUAACAGGAUUUACGGCUUUUACGACGAAUGCAAGCGCAGGUACUCGGUGAAGCUGUGGAAGACCUUCACCGACCUCUUCAACUGCCUACCAAUAGCUGCCAUCAUUGAGGGAACAAUUUUCUGCAUGCACGGAGGCUUGUCGCCGGAACUAACAGACUUAAAACAGAUAAGAGCGAUCACAAGGCCAGUCAACGUGCCCGACAGUGGCCUCUUAUGUGAUCUCCUGUGGUCCGACCCUGACGAGCGCGUGUCUGGCUGGGCUCCUAAUGACAGGGGGGUGAGCUACGUUUUCGGAGGCGAGGUGGUGCGCAAUUUCCUUCAGCAACACGAUCUUAGCCUCAUCGUCAGAGCGCACCAAGUGGUCGAGGAUGGAUAUCAGUUUUUCCAACAACGCUCGCUGGUGACGCUGUUCUCCGCCCCAAAUUAUUGCGGAGAGUUUGACAAUGCCGGCGCCGUGAUGGGCGUUUCUGAAGAUCUCACUUGUUGGUUCAGCGUGCUACCGCCUGACAAGAAGAAGGUUUUCAUCAAAUACUACAAAUAAAUGUUCGGAAACUGCAUCGGAAUUUACGACUUGCGCACCAACAUUAUUUUUGUUUUACUAUGAAGCUGUUUUUACACGAAACUAUGGAGCAAACUCUCACUAAAUUCAUGUCAUUUUUAAUUUUAAUUUAAUUAAACCAAAGACCAUGUUUUUGAGUGAAUAUACUCUUUGACGUCAAUUUCGUGCCAAAUUGUCUAGCACGCUUAGACGCACUUGGAAUUGUACUUUACGUCUUUAGGAAUGACAAACUUUCAAUUUGUUCAUUUAGAUCGAGAUAAUGUGAUAAAAAAAUAUUAGGAAUGAGUGCUUUCAAUAUUAUAUAUAAUUUUCACUUUUAUUGCUGCCAGCUAGGGUUAAUGUUGUGUCUUAUUGGCGAAUUACAUAGCAAACCUCCACUCCUGAAUGAUGUAAACUGAUUUGACCACCUGUGACAUGGCAUUUUUGUAAUACAUACUUGCUUGCUGUGUAUUAUUUUAGAGUCCACAGUGUCUUAGAACCGUAACUGUGAUUAGUUACAUUCCAGAAAAAUAAUCAAGGGAAUCCAUUUUCACGUCCUUCCCACUUGAGGGGGAGAAAGUACAGGACAAAUAAUAAUGGAAUCCACAGGAGAAAACAUAACACCAUUAUAUAUGCAUUAAAAACUAUGUAUUGUGAAAAUAGCAGUACUUAAACCGAAUGUGCACACUUAAACUGUUAGAAAAAUGUAUGAAUUUUGGAAAAUUUGAAUGAAAUUUAAAUCUUGAACUUAUUAA
Cloeon dipterum is the source of this 1830-nucleotide messenger RNA. RefSeq names its product serine/threonine-protein phosphatase alpha-2 isoform-like. The coding region runs from base 134 to 1078 and encodes 314 amino acids. The transcript is spliced from 9 exons. The record is from RefSeq and is a predicted model, not a curated record. NCBI's taxonomy places the organism in Eukaryota, Metazoa, Arthropoda, Insecta, Ephemeroptera, Baetidae. Gene Ontology annotation, cellular component: cytoplasm; nucleus. Gene Ontology annotation, molecular function: protein serine/threonine phosphatase activity.